CCCCAUCCUUUGUAAGGAGGCUGAAUUGCAUAUAGGGUUUUUAAGUCUCCUGAAAGAGUUUCCUAGGGUUUACGCUGUGAAUAUUUUUGACGGGUGCAGCAGCUUAAGCGGCGAGAAGCUGAAGAGUUUUUCGCUGAAGGAGAUUUUCAAGCAAAAAUGGCGGACGGUAAGGCUGUUACAGUGAGAACGCGGAAGUUUAUGACCAAUAGACUUCUCGCAAGGAAGCAGUUUGUUAUUGAUGUUUUACAUCCAGGAAGACCAAACGUGUCGAAGGUUGAGCUUAAGGAUAAGUUGGCAAAGCUUUACGAAGUGAGAGAUCCCCAAACUAUUUUUGUGUUUGGGUUCAGAACCCAAUUUGGGGGAGGGAAAUCUACAGGCUUUGGGCUGAUUUAUGAUAGCCUGGAUAGUGCGAAAAAGUAUGAGCCGAAGUACAGGCUUAUUAGAAAUGGGCUCGCUACUAAGGUGGAGAAGUCUAGGAAGCAAUUGAAAGAGAGGAAGAACAGAUCUAAGAAGAUACGUGGAGUCAAGAAGACUAAGGCAGGAGAUGCAGCAAAGAAGAAGAAAUAAAUCAGCAACUAGCAAUAUUAAGUAGUUUUGAUACUUUUAUUCAGAUUUUGAGAUGUAAAAACCCAUGAGGAAAUAUGUUAAAGGUUCGAGCAUGUUAAUUGCAAUUUAGGAGUGGAUUCUGUAUGUGAACUAAAUUUUUUUGAAGUCACGUUUCAUAUUUUGUUUGUUUAGUUCAUUAGUUGUUAAGUUUUUAAUGCAAUCUAAAUUUGUUUCUCUA
Molecule: messenger RNA, 784 nt
Organism: Cryptomeria japonica (Japanese cedar)
Lineage: Eukaryota; Viridiplantae; Streptophyta; Pinopsida; Cupressales; Cupressaceae
Product: small ribosomal subunit protein eS24z
Exons: 5
Coding region: 157-567 (136 amino acids)
Biological process (GO): translation
Cellular component (GO): ribosome
Molecular function (GO): structural constituent of ribosome
Source: RefSeq, a predicted model, not a curated record